Leptonychotes weddellii (Weddell seal) is the source of this 1779-nucleotide messenger RNA. Lineage: Eukaryota; Metazoa; Chordata; Mammalia; Carnivora; Phocidae. The record is from RefSeq and is a predicted model, not a curated record.
AUGAGCUGCAGACAGUUCAUGUCCUCCCCGUGGGGCUGCAACAGCUCUAGGGGCAGCAUGAUGUCCUCAUUCAGCCGCAUGAGCUGCUCAGGGGCUGGUGGAGGAGGGGGCCAAUUCAGCUCUUCCAGUAGCUACGGAGCCGGGAGCUCUGGGGCCUGUGGGAGGGGAGGUGGUGGCAGUUUCGGCUCCAGCUACGGUGGAGGAUCUGGGGGUGGUUUUAGUGCUGGUAGCUUUGGUGGACGUUCUAGGGGUUUCAGUGGUGGUUCUGGAGGAUGCUUUGGGGAUGGAUCUGGAGGAGGCUUUGGGGGCUCUGGGGGCUUUGGUGGUAGUUCUGGAGGAGGCUUUGGGGGUGGUUCUGGAGGAGGCUUUGGUGGUGGUUUUGGAGGAGGCUUUGGGGGGUCUGGGGGCUUUGGCAGUGGCUUUGACAGUGGUGCUGGUGGUAUUCUGGGUGCUGAUGAGAAGACCACCAUGCAGGACCUCAAUUUCCGGCUGGCCUCCUACUUGGAUAAAGUGCAAGCACUGGAGAAUGCCAACAAGGAACUGGAGAAUAAGAUCCGAGAAUGGUAUGACAAGCAGGGACCCAGGGCCUUCCAUAGGGAUUACUCCUCCUACUAUGACACUAUCGAAGACCUCAAGAACCAGAUUGUGAACAUCACAGUGAACAGCAAUAAGACUCUCCUGGAUCUUGACAACAACACUUGCAUGACGUUGGAUGACUUCAGGAUGAAGUAUGAGAUGGAGAACAGCUUGCGACAAGAAGUGGAUGCUGACAUUAAUGGCUUGCGGAAGGUGCUAGAUGAUCUGACCAUGCACAAGUCUGACCUGGAGAUGCAGUAUGAGUCUCUGCAGGAGGAACUGGUUGCCCUCAAGAAGAAUCAUCAGGAGGAGAUGAACCAGCUGACUGGGCAGAACUCUGGAGAUGUCAGUGUGGAGAUAAAUGCUGCUCCUGGCAAAGAUCUCACCAAGAUCCUCAAUGACAUGCGCGAGGAGUAUGAGCAGAUCAGUGCUAAGAACCGUAGGGACAUUGAGGAGCAAUAUGAGACUCAGAUGAGCCAGAUGGAGCAGGAGGUGAUGAAUAGUGGCCGGGAGAUGGAGUCUAACCACAAGGAGGUGACCCAGCUCCGGCACAGCAUCCAGGAGAUGGAGAUUGAGCUGCAGUCUCAGCUCAGCAGGAAAUCAGCCCUGGAGAAGUCCUUGGAGGACACCAAGAACCGCUACUGUGGCCAGCUGCAGCAGUUGCAGGAGCAGAUCAGUAACCUCGAGGGCGAGAUCACUGAGAUCCGGGAAGAGAUUGAAUGCCAGAAUCAGGAAUACAGCCUUCUGCUCAACACCAAGACACGGCUGGAGCAGGAAAUUAAGACCUAUCAUAGCCUCCUUGAGGGUGGCCAGGAGGACCUGUGGAGUGGAGGCAGUCACGGAAGAGGAUCCUGGGGAGGAAGUGGAGGCAGCUAUGGUGGAGGAAGUAGUUCUGGAGGAAGAACUGGAGGCAGCCACGGAGGAGGAAGUGGUGGCAGUUAUGGUGGAGGAAGUAGUUCUGGAGGAAGAAGUGGAGGCAGCCAUGGAGGAGGAAGUGGAGGCAGCUAUGGUGGAGGAAGUAGUUCUGGAGGAGGAAGUGGAGGCAGCUAUGGAGGAGGAAGUAGUUCUGGAGGAGGAAGUGGUGGUGGCUAUGAAGAAGGAAGUGGGUCCAAAGGAGGAAGUGGAAGACCAUCUCAGUCCCAGUCCUCUUCCUCCAAAUCUGGUGAAUGUGAUGAUAAACAAGGCUACCAGAAUCGAUACUAG